This is a messenger RNA of Sinocyclocheilus rhinocerous, 1574 nucleotides long. Its product is annotated as INO80 complex subunit E-like. Gene Ontology annotation, biological process: chromatin remodeling. The record is from RefSeq and is a predicted model, not a curated record. Lineage: Eukaryota; Metazoa; Chordata; Actinopteri; Cypriniformes; Cyprinidae. Gene Ontology annotation, cellular component: nucleus; Ino80 complex. The coding region runs from base 374 to 1075 and encodes 233 amino acids. The transcript is spliced from 8 exons.
AAGUAAACAAAGAGCACAUCGCGGUUCUGUACCUGACAUGCGUGAGAUUAUGUGUUUAUUGCCAUUGUUAAAUGUCCUGUAGUUUUGUUAGACAUAGUAUAGAUUAUUACAUUGUCAUUAUCUAAUUUGUGGAUUCUAACUUGUUUGCUCGACAAAUACAUAAUUUGGUAAUUCUUUAGCUUGCUGAAUAUGUAGCUUUAGCAUGGCUAGCAGAGCAGCAGUACUUUCUUAAUCUGUUUGACCGUCUUAGAUCUUUCUGAACGAACAUAGACAUUAACAUUUGGAGGACAACAGUACAGUUUCGAAUCUCGAACCCAUAUGAACUAGGAAAAUCAUUUGAAAAAGACGGUAAAUAUUCGUUUAAGUAUCAGAAAUGAACGGGCAAGCUGAAGUAGAGGUGGAUUACAAGAGAAAAUACAAAAAUCUCAAACGCAAAUUAAAGUUUCUGGUAUAUGAGCAAGAGUGUUUUCAGGAGGAGCUGAGAAGAGCUCAGAGGAAACUAUUAAAAGUUUCUAGAGACAAAAGUUUUCUGUUGGACAGACUUUUGCAGUAUGAAAGGGUGGAUGAAGAGUCUUCCGACUCUGAUGCAACAGUUUCCUCAGACAGUGAUGGAGAAGGAGCCAGAGAGAGAGAUAGGGAAGCAGGGAAGAAAAGGAGGAGUCCUGGGGUUCCUCCCGUCCUGUCGUCCUCAUCUCCUCAUCUCUCACUCCUGUCCCGCUCUGGUGCGGUUCCUCUCCAGUCAUCUGCUCCGGCACAGUAUCUCAACACUUUACCCUUCCCUCCUGAGUAUUUGGCUCCCUCUGCUGAGCGAGUGAAGAAAGAGAGAAAAACAAAACUGGCCAAACACAGGAAAGACGGUUCAGGGAAGGUGGUUGGCCCACUCACGUCCAGUUACCCUGCAGCCAGUGGUGCAUCUGGGGGUGCGAGUGGGCCGUUCAGCUGGGUACCACAGCAGAUGCUGAGUGAGGAUGCAGCCGAGGAGGAGGGAGAGAGUGAAGGAGAGAGUGACCGAGGAGAGGAGGAGAGAGGAGAGGGUGAUGAGGCAGAGCUGGUUAUUGACAUACCCAAUGAGUGAAGGUGCCGAAGGAAACUGCAAGCAAAACAUUUUUCAAAAUCAUUCUUGUUUAAUGCAUUUUAAUGUCCUCUGUUUUUUUUUAUUAUUAAAUAUUUAAAAUGUUCUCUUGUGUUUGAGUCAAUACACCAGCACCUGUUUUCAUGCACCACCUCUGAUUUGUGGAAUUCCAAGUUUAUGACUGGACAUUUUUCAUGUAGAUGAUGCCAAAAUGUUCUUUUGGCCAUAAAAAUGACUUUAGCUGCAAAAAUGGCAUGCUUUAGUGUUGAUGCUGGGGAAUGCUGACACACAGGUAGUCAUUAAGGCGUGUGAGAGGUGUGUGUACUGGUUUGUGUGCAUUAUAGCAAUACUAAGACGAGGUGUAGUCAGAAAGUGUGAUUUAGAAAGGGAGGGAUGGAUGAAAGAGUGAGAGAGUGAAAGGGGGAGGGAUGAAGAAGGUGAGAUUGUGCCCAGGCUCAUUCUGCAUAGCUGAAGAGAGAGAGAGAGAGAGAGAGAGAGAGAG